GCGCCCCCGGCGCCCAUUUCCCCGACGGCGGCAGCGGCGCGGCGGAGCCAUGGCCGAGGACCAGCGGGACCUGCUCUCCACCUCCGACCGCGGCAGCGGCGUCGUGCACGUCGCCGAGCCCCAGAGAUCUGCAUUUGGCCGCAAAGCCGCCUUCUCCGUGCUCUCCAUCCUGGUGGCCCUGCUGAUCGCCGGCCAGGCUGUGACAGUCUACUUUGUCUACCAGCAGGGCGGGCAGAUCAGCAAGCUGAUCAAGACCUCACAGACCCUGCAACUGGAGUCACUGCAGAGGAAACUACCCCCAAGUGCCAAGCCCGUGAGCAAGAUGCGGAUGGCCAUGGUGAACAUGCCCCUGGCCAUGAUGGAUCUGCCACUUUCCUCCUCUUCAGACAAAACGCCUAUGGAGAUCAUGGGGCCCCUCAGCAACAAAACGGAGGACCAAGUGAAGCACCUGCUGCUGCAAGCAGACCCAAAGAAGACCUUCCCAGAGCUGAAGGACAGCCUGAUGACCAACCUGAAGCUCCUGAAGAAGACCAUGACUGAUGCAGAGUGGAAGUCCUUUGAAUCCUGGAUGCACAAGUGGCUGCUGUUUCAACUGGCCAAAAACCCCCAGAAGGAUGAGAAGUCAGCAAUCCCAGCAGAGAGAGUGCAAACUAAGUGCCAGGUGGAGGCCAAUUCUGGUGGUGUCCAUCUGGGUCACUUCCGCCCCAAGUGCGAUGAGAAUGGAGACUACCUUCCCAAGCAGUGCAAUGCCAGCACGGGCUACUGCUGGUGCUCCUACAAAAAUGGCACCAGGAUUGAGGGCACUGAGACUCGGAAAAAGCUGGAUUGCCCUGCUAUGCCCAGAGCUGUGGAGCAGGAGGAUGUGAUCUUCUCUGGGGUGGAUGUUUUCAAGCUGGAUGCAGAGAAAGAAACCAAGUAGAAGAGGAUGCCAGCAGAUGCCUUGUCCCAGCUUCAGCAUCUCCACUCAUGUUUUUGCUUUAUUAUUUCAUUUGUGCUUUUCUAUUGCUCUCCCAAAGACUAUUAAUAGUGGGCAAUCCUGAGCACUUCUGCUCAGGCAGCUAAUUCUGUUCCCCUACUGCAGGGCAUGGAAGUGGGUUGACUGUAUUUGUCUGCAGGUAGUCUCCUUGCUCUGUGCUAGCACAAGGGCAGGAGCGUUCCCUUUGCUAGAUACAAAAUGCUCCCUUAUAGGUAUAUCUGGUAGAGCACGCUGUACAACCUUCCACUGCAUCAGACCCCUAGUUCUUUUCCCCCUUUGCUAAUCUGGUACGAAUGCUGGGUAUGAGCUCUUGGGCAGCCUCAGCAUCACUUGAGGGGAGCCCAGGGGGCCCUGUUAGCUCUGCACUAUGGAGCCCCACUGACCCCUCUGCAUUCAGUGACUCCCAGCAGUUUCUCCACAAAGUGCCUUCUCUGCCCUCUCUUAAGGUUUGUGAGCAGGGCUCCACCCCAGAAUACCUCUCCUGUUUGUUUGGAGCUUUUUAGGAAGAUGCUGCUGGUGAGAACAGCUUUCCCAAUCAUGACCAGUCAGUCCUGUAGCACCCUGGCCACAGGCAAGCAGCAGCAGGGCCCAGGCAAGUGUAGGGAUCACCCAUACUGAAAAGAGAUCUAUGGUCCUACUGAACGGACAUUAAAAGACAGCAGCAAAACAGAUUCCACGAGCUUCUUAACCCUGUAGGUUGGAGACACACAUGUGACUACCAGGUAUGUUAGACUACUGAAGUGCUUUAUAAAAAAAAAAAAAAAAUCUGUAAGGAUAGAUGCUCACUUCUAGCGUUUCCCUUCAGUUCUGAGACCAGCCAAGCAGUGGGUAAUAGCCAAAACAGGAACUAAUGCUGGAAUUAGAGGGCUUUUAAUUUUUUUUUGAACAUAUCUUUCCUUUAUAAAUGAACUCACAAGCUAAUCAUUUCAAAUAAACUUUUAAAUAGAAAGCUUUAUAGCAA
This is a messenger RNA of Rhea pennata, 1937 nucleotides long. It is a transcript of the gene CD74, whose product is annotated as CD74 molecule. Gene Ontology annotation, cellular component: cytoplasm; membrane; cell surface. The record is from RefSeq and is a predicted model, not a curated record. The transcript is spliced from 9 exons. NCBI's taxonomy places the organism in Eukaryota, Metazoa, Chordata, Aves, Rheiformes, Rheidae. Gene Ontology annotation, molecular function: MHC class II protein binding; macrophage migration inhibitory factor binding; cytokine receptor activity. Gene Ontology annotation, biological process: positive regulation of ERK1 and ERK2 cascade; positive regulation of kinase activity; immune response. Bases 50 to 919 code for a protein of 289 amino acids.